Molecule: messenger RNA, 765 nt
Organism: Megalopta genalis
Lineage: Eukaryota; Metazoa; Arthropoda; Insecta; Hymenoptera; Halictidae
Gene: ND-SGDH
Product: NADH dehydrogenase (ubiquinone) SGDH subunit
Cellular component (GO): respiratory chain complex I
Source: RefSeq, a predicted model, not a curated record
CUUUUACCUGUGCGCGUAUAAUGAAGUUGAUGGCAAAGAGAAAUACUCCUCUUCAUUGAAGAUUCAACAUGACAACGUGGAGUAAGAUUUUGUUUUCCACUGGACAAAAGUUCUUCAAACCUUAUGGAUUAUUGGUGAAAACAGUGCCAAAGAACAAUAUUGCAAGAUGUAUGUCUCACAAUUCUAUGGUCGUAAAGCCCACAGAUUGGCAAUACCACAAAUUUAAGGAUUGGUUCCACUUUUACUUUUUUGUUGGAUUAAUACCAAUUUUAUGUGUUGUCACCUAUGCUAAUGUUUUUAUUGGGCCAGCUACACUGACACCAAUUCCAGAAGGCUAUGUUCCAAAGGAAUGGGAAUAUUACAGGUCGCCUAUUACAAGAUUCAUUGCCAGAUACUUGUAUACAGGCACUCAAGAAAGUUACGAGAGACGUUUAUACCAUUGCAUUAAGAUGACGGAACUAAGGGAAUUGAAAAAAUUGAACAGAAUAAUGCAUGAGACUCUUGCUAAAGAGCAAGAUUACAAUGCUCUCUGUUUUAGAAGAGAUAUGCGUGCAUAUGAAAUUAUGCGUUAUAGAGCACGUUUAGACAGAAGGGAAGCUAAACAGUAACCACGCACUGUUGGAUUUUACGAUGUCUUGUACAAUACAUAAUACCUCUUGAAUGAAAAUUGGUACGUCGUGCAAACAAUGCGAUAUAUUGGUUGUAGCAGUGGAAACAAUAAACUGUAGUUCAAUUAAAAGGAGUAUGAUAACAAAUUUUGUUUAA